Molecule: messenger RNA, 1423 nt
Organism: Drosophila ananassae
Lineage: Eukaryota; Metazoa; Arthropoda; Insecta; Diptera; Drosophilidae
Product: SPRY domain-containing SOCS box protein 3
Exons: 3
Coding region: 200-1219 (339 amino acids)
Biological process (GO): proteasome-mediated ubiquitin-dependent protein catabolic process
Cellular component (GO): SCF ubiquitin ligase complex
Molecular function (GO): protein binding
Source: RefSeq, a predicted model, not a curated record
UCUUGACCAUGUUUACACAUCGCAUUGUUUUUUGUUUUCUGUUCAGAUCGCCGGUGGGCCACCAACGCUUAUAUAUGAGGCUGGAGCUGGUUUAACUUGAAUCAUUCGUGCCAGAUCAGUGCGCCCGUCACAUGCUAUUAGUUGCAGUGCAUCCAGUGAAAGCGGAACACAUCAGAAGUAGAAGUACCAACAUUCCAACAUGUUGCCGAAACAAGAAGCCUGCAACCGCGGAUUCUGCGACUGUCCGUUCCCGAACUCCAUUGAGGUCACCAACCAUAAGGGUCACAUCCCAGAUUUGGUCAAGUGCCGGUGCGGCGAAGAUGUACCUGGCAAUGUAAGCCCGUGGAGAUGGCAUGUAUCCGAGGAGUCGGACGCUUUGGUCACCGACAGGGACAUCAUUUUUCAUCCUACCUUCAGUCAGGGCACGGCAAUAGUGAGAGGAGAGCAUGCCCUAAAGCCGGGCAUGGUGCACUUUUGGGAGAUGCGAGUCAUUACCGCACUGGCUGGAACAGAUGUGAUGUUCGGCAUCGGUACCGGCAACGUCCACUUAGAGCAGUUCAAGUUCCAUUUCGUCUCGGCUUUGGGUACCAAUGCCCAGUCCUGGGGAUUCUCUUACUCUGGCAGGGUCCAACAUUGUGGAGAGCAGAUACCCUAUGGCCAGAAAUUCUCCCAGGGAUGCUUAAUUGGUGUCUACCUAGAUCGCACGAAUGGACAUUUAGAGUUCUACCUUAAUCGGAGGCCAUUAGGAGUGGCCUACACGAACGUUCCAACGGAUCCCGAUGUUGAUAUAUACCCGAUGGUCUGCUCCACUGCAGCCAAAUCUGUGAUAAGGCUGAUCAAUUGCACCUCGCAGCCGGUUACACUACAAUUGCGUGCCUUCCAAUCUAUGGCCAAGCAGCCUGCAAAGCUAAUGGAGCUUCGUCAAAUGCCUGGCCUCAAAGGUAUCCUGCAGGCCUAUUGGUUCAUGGCGCCGCCGAUUCGAUACUCUAGAACAUCCCACGAAAACGAAUUCGAACUAGGUGAUGAGGCAGUGUUGUCCAGCUCUAAGUUGCGGUUGAGUCGCAAGCAAAAAUAUAGGGAAUCCGACGAUGUGAACAUUGACGAGGAUUUGUACGCUAAUGCCCACAAGAUUACCUUACGAAGAAGCGAAAGCGGUGAUGAGGAGCAUGCAGCAUCCGUUCACGAGAUGUGCGACGAGUACUUCCACUACCUAUUAUAGAUCGAAGUUGCCAUAUCAUAGUUAUAUCAAUAAUGCAUUUAUUUAUCUAAUGCUAAGCUUAUAGAAUGUUAUUAUACUAAGAAAAAAAAUAAUUGAUAUUUUCAUGUACCUUAUCAAUUGCCGUAUGUGUCCGAUUUUGUUGUUAAAAUACAAUGGAUCAAUAGUAAAUGGAAUAUAAUAUAAAUUUAUCACUUAUUUAAAGUA